ACUAAAACGGCACCCAGUCUCCACUCAUCAUUCAGCCAGAAUGCACGCUUGCCUGCAAGUUUCAGAUAUCCAAUACCUCAUCUUCUCUCUCUGCGAAGGGAUCAGCUCUCGUGGGACGCUGGCCGCGCUUGCGCGGACGUGCUCGCAAUUCUAUGGUCCUGUUAUGGACGCUCUGUGGUAUUCCAUAGACGGAUUCAGCCCAUUGCUCCAUAGCUUGCCUCCACACCUCUUCGCAGUACGGUCCCGUCCAUGCAUAUGGUCAGAAUAUGUCGAGGAGAGAGAGCUUUACUUCGCCAAGGGGCCUUCACCAGAAGAUUGGGUAGCCUUCUUCAAGCACGCUCAUCGCAUCAGAGAUCUCACCAUUGGACUUACAACGCCUAAUUUAUGCAUGGCCACAACAUAUUCCAAGACGAUAUUCCCAGUCAUCUUGGAACAGAUGCGCUUGCGACUCACGGACCCGUCCCAUCCUCCGAUCUUCCCCAAUCUACUUACCGUGAGAUGCCAAUGGCGGUCAACCCUUGGGAUCGUCUCAGACUAUAUCCCUCGCCUAUUCAACUCCCGACUCCGUACCGUCUGGAUCUCUACAGACGCUCAAGGCCCCAGAGAGGUCGAGAAGUACAAUGAUUUCUUGUCAUCCAUGAAGGCUGGUUACGACAACGUGGAGAUUCUCAGUGUGCUCUCAGGUUUCUCCACGAAGGACGUCUUCGGCAGCGGCUCACCCCAGCUAUCGGAAUAUAUCGCCAGUCUGCAUGCCCUGCGGGUAUUUCGCAGCAAUGUCCUCAUCGACGAAGCGGCUGUACGACACUUAUCAUUAUCUCGACAUCUCACGAACCUCAGUUGUCGUAUCCCAGAGCUGCCAGAAAGCUCCCGGCCAGUUAGUACCCUGGAUUCUCUGCGGGAGGUCAGCCUGUACGGGCCGAACAUGGAAAGCUGCACGUCGUUCCUCAGAGCCAUUCGCACACCCUCGUUAGAUUCUCUCGAGCUGCAGUUCAAUGCCCCGUGCACCACGGCCGCCGUCCACUCCUGCCUCGAAGUCGUCGCUGCCUCCACGUCCCUACGUUACCUUAGACUCUGGGCCGACCGCGUGGCUUACACGUUUUACCAACCGAGACCCUGCACCAUCACCUCGCGCACUUUGAGUCUACUCUACGACCUAAGCGAGCUGACGGAGCUGCACGUCGAAGAACAUAUACAACUUGACUUGUGCGACGACGACGCGCUGGAGAUGGCGGAGGCUUGGCCGAGCAUGCAGAAGCUGGUGUUUAUGGCAUGUUCGGGCACUGACGAACACCAAGGCCACCCACGGCUGACCACUCGAGCUCUGCUCCACGUCGCGAAGCAUUGGCCGGAUCUCUAUCAGCUCGGGCUGUCUUUCGAUGCUUCGGACAGUAACCGGGAGCGCCUUGCUAGCCUGAAGACCGAUGAAUUCGGAAGGUGUCUCAGAACUCUCGAGGUGCACCCACCACUCUCUUACGUGGACGAUGCCAGAGGUGUAGCUCUGUUCCUCUGUAAUCUGUUUCCGAACCUGCAGGCGGUCCGAUUCAGCGACACGGACCUUGCCCAUGCGCUGCUCCUCUGUAAUCUGUUUGCGGACCUGCAGGACGUCCGGUUCUGCGACACGAACCAUGCUAUAGCUCACGGAUAG
This is a messenger RNA of Phanerochaete carnosa HHB-10118-sp, 1645 nucleotides long. RefSeq lists its product as uncharacterized. The coding region runs from base 41 to 1645 and encodes 534 amino acids. The record is from RefSeq and is a predicted model, not a curated record. NCBI's taxonomy places the organism in Eukaryota, Fungi, Basidiomycota, Agaricomycetes, Polyporales, Phanerochaetaceae. The transcript has 3 exons.